This is a messenger RNA of Maylandia zebra (zebra mbuna), 5103 nucleotides long. RefSeq names its product zinc finger homeobox 2 (gene zfhx2). The record is from RefSeq and is a predicted model, not a curated record. NCBI's taxonomy places the organism in Eukaryota, Metazoa, Chordata, Actinopteri, Cichliformes, Cichlidae. Gene Ontology annotation, molecular function: RNA polymerase II cis-regulatory region sequence-specific DNA binding; zinc ion binding; DNA-binding transcription factor activity, RNA polymerase II-specific. Gene Ontology annotation, biological process: regulation of transcription by RNA polymerase II. Gene Ontology annotation, cellular component: nucleus.
GCGCUAGGACGCGUCCAAAAAGGGGGUCUUGCUGGGCGGCGAGGGAGGAGGGGGUGCGAGUGCUUCUAACACAUCUGUAAGCGGAGCCCACGUUCAUUAAUUAAAUGGCUUUAGUCCGGCUAGGCCUCAAUUUGCGCUGUUGAGCAGCAGGCGGCGGGCAGUGCAACACUAGAUGCCCGACUGGCAGCCUAUAAUCAGAGGGGAGGAGUCUGGAGAGGCGGUGUGCAGUGAAAGGAAUGGGGUGGCAGAGUGGUUGUGCCCCCUGUGCCAAAAAGGGCAAUCAGACAGAUCUUCCCUAUCUCUACAUCUCACCCAACAACACAGCGUGCUUUCAUCGUGUGUCGACAGGUUGCUGGAUAUUGCUGUUCUAAAACGGGCUGCCCGUGUAGACGAGGACAAAGGCGCUCACAAGUCCUCAGAUGCUGAGUCUUCACAACUGAAGCCUGCUGAAGACAUCACUUCAGACCCCUGCAAAUCUAUCAAGAGUUCAGACGCUACCCAGACGCUUGGAGACAAAGAGAUGGAGGAAGAGAGAAUAAUGGAACAGGAGGGAGGUGAAGCUGAAGCCGAGCCAGAAGAGGAGGGAAAUCCACUUACAGGAGCCAAACAGCAAAAUGCAACUGAAAACACAGAAAUCCCAGACGCUAGUGAAAAGUCAGUUGGUAAAAACUGUGUGCCAGCUGAAAAUAACACCCGUUCAUUCAAAUGUAAUGCCUGCUUGGAAAGUUUUCCCAGCAGAACUGCCUUGAGUGUUCAUUACAACUCUGCAUCCCACAUUCAGAGAAUGACAACAGGCUCUGGAAAACAAGGUGCAGAAAGUAGUCCCCAAACUCCUUCAGUUCCAAUCCUGUCUCGGCCAUAUAUAUCAAACAAACCCUACCAGUGUUCUGUAUGUCGAGUCUCCUACAAUCAUGCCAUCACCCUUGAGAGCCAUAUGAAAUCUGUCUUGCACCAGACCCGCAGCAGAAAUGCUGGAAUUGCUGCACAUGCUGCAAACAGCGCAGUGGCUGCUGCUGGUUUGAGAGGCAGCGCUGCCAACCCAGUAGUUACCACGUCGGAAAGUGGAAGCAGUCAGUCAGCUACCUCCACCAACUGUGCUGCUCCUGGGACGUUGAUGGUGACUGCUGCGAAAGAAGGCGAGCAGAUUCCAACUUCACAAGUGGCUCCCUCCCUCCUCACUUCCCCUGUGGCCUCAGCUCAGGCGGUCUCGGCCUUUCUCACCCUCCUCACUUCCAGUCCCAACACGCUGUCACACUCCCUCCUCCCCUCCCUGUUUGCAGCUAGUGCUGCUCCUGGUGCCGCUGCACCUCAGCUUGUGCCUCAGCCUCAAAUGGUCAUGCCCUUGAUCUUAAAUGGGCUCCAAGCCCAAACCCAGCAGCACCAAGAGAACCAGCAGGGCCAGCUCCUUACCCAGUGCGUGCCACUCGUAGGUCUCAGCACAGCCCAGCAAGCCCUUCUAACCCAAAGACUUAACAGCUUACAGAACCAGUGGCCCUCUGCAGGAGUUCCAACAAACAUACAGCUCUGUGGGGAAGAGCAAAAACAGACUUUAAAGAGUGAGAGAGAACAAAAAAGUGAGGCUAGAAAUGAGACUGUUGAAGAAAAGAUCUCUGAUCAGGUCAAAGAUGAGCAUAACCGUACUGCCCAGAAACAUAAGGAGGAGAACAGUACAGACGUUUCACAGUGUUCUGAUAUAGAAAGUAACAUAAAGGUUGAGAAUAAUGAAAACAAUGGGAAGGCACAUGAAGACAGCACAACAGAUGGAGACUGCUCAACAAAUCAGUUGGACCUGGAAGGUGAUAAAGCAGCUAGCCUGAAUCUCUCCCCAGCGGGCACAGAGAAGAGCCUCCGCAAUAACAACCUCUCCCCUUCUGCAUCUGUGCCCAGCAACUCGAGCCUCAGUCCUGUAAAUUUAAACCUUACCCUUAGUCCUGAUUCUACUCCUCAAAAAUCCCAAUCAGGCACAAGCCCAUGUGGCUCUCUUGGCACUCCAAAAUCCAGCUCAAGUACCAAUGCCUUAACUAACAGCCAAAAUCGUCUUCAUUGUAAUACAGUGGAUUCCAUUUAUCCAGACCUUCCAGUGCUUUCAGAGUUCCAGUCAGAGGUUCUCUGGGCCUUCUUUGAGUCACGUAGUGAGGCUGAUGCUGCAAGUCCUCCCCAUGAGGACUGUGAAGCGCUGGGCCGAGAGGUGGGUCUUUCUGAAGAAGAGGUUCGAAGGUGGCUGACCCAAGCUAGACACACAAAACAAAGACAGAGGGCGACAGAGUUGGAACAGCUGACCGGUGUUACAAGAAAUUGUCAGAGUUCUGAUAAUGACUAUGAUGACGAGGAAAGCUCACUCAUAAUAGCAGAAGGUGAGGAUGAUGCUGAACCAUUUAGUAAUCAGGCCAUGGAUUUGUCUAGUACAAGAGGGAAACGCAAACACAGGGAGUUGGGAAGGGAGGGUCAGGGAGAUUCCUGUCUCACAUCGGAUUCAGAGAAUGAGGUCUACACUUCUGUCAUUGUUUCAGAUGAGGAAAGUCAGAAUGGGUCUUUAAGAGAUGAUCCUGAAAGCCCUGCUAAAGACGAAGCACAGCGGGAGGUCCACGGCGAUAAGGGUUCAGUUGGAGGAAAGGUAUUGCGCUCCACGACUGUGUUUCUUUCCGAUGCAGAGGAUGAAUACGAAGAUGAGGAUGGCGGAGGUAGUCAAGGGGCCAAGAGAAAAAAACAGAGAGAGAAGUUUGAACAUGAUCUGGAGCUAAAAAAGGAAAGGCAAGACCCAGAUGUAGAUCUAGAGUUGGAGGCCCAAGGUGAUCCUCCAAGCUCACAGUCCAAUGCAGCAGAUCCCUCUGAAAUCCCAACUGGUGCUCUCCACUCACUUCCCUUGUCAUUCACUCCCUUUUCUACUCCAUUUCUUAGCCCCUAUGUUCUCUCCCUUACUCCUUCGGUGGUUGGGGAUGGAAGCAAAGUCCCCAUCUUUCCCAACCCACCAACCAUCACACGCUUCUCCAACUCUCUUCUCUCGCAAUCUCUCUUCUCACAAAACCAAACUUCCCACUACCUGUCCAAUGGUGACGACUGUGAGUCAGCUCUUGAUCUCAGCAUGGGCAAAAACAGCUCAAAGUCUGCUCUGUCCUCAUCUCUGGCUGAUACAAUUGCAGCACAGAAGGGACAGUUGCUGGACGGACUUGGCCUGAGGCCCACAUCCAAAGGUCUGGUAGUCGUCCAGGUUAAGCCGGAAUCUCUUACUGCCAUGCCCUCUUCUAACAAUGUUACAAACAUGGUCAACUGCAGUAAUGUGACCAAGUCUAGCAUUUAUAUGAGGCCUGGAGAAAAAAUGAACACCACACUAUUGGAAAGGGACCGAGAAAAGGAGAGGGAGCAAGAACAGGAGCAGAGGAAGUCCAAAGGAAAAAGGUACCGGGAUAUGCGUCGUUCAAGGACCAUCAUACAAGCAGAACAACUUGAUAUUCUGUAUGGCUGCUAUUUCAAAGACCCAAAUCCUGGGAAACAUGAGUUUGAACAGAUCUCAGAGUGGGUUCACCUUCCAAAGAAGGUGGUUCAGAUUUGGUUCCAGAACAUGAGGGCAAGGGAAAGAAAAGGCGAGGUCAGAUUCAUCGGCGACGGGACCUUGGCGGCAGUUGGCAAACCUCUCAUCAAAUUUACUUGGCCUCUUUCCAAACCCAUAUUCACUAACAAGCCUGCUACAAACAAUACCGGGGGAAUUACAACUACUCCGAUUGUUCGCACCCUCAUCAAGACAGAGAGGGAGCCUGUAAAUGAACUGGCCAAACAAGCGCCAGUUGUGAUGAAAAAAAUAUCCCCCGUUCCUAUAAAGCCGAAGGAGAUCGUUUCUUCCACCACAGCAUCUCCUGUGAGCAGCAGUGCUUCCGCAGUGCCAAAGACCACGCUCGAAACCACCAGCAACAUCACCAUGGUUAAAGUUGCACCCAAAGCAAAUACCCCUGUCCUCUUGGUGCCACCCAAGGAUUUGAUUCCAAUUGCCCCACGACCAGCCCUGAAACGAAAGCUAGAAGAUGAGAGUGAGGAAGAAAAGACCGAUGAGGAGCGGGAUAACGAAAAUGAGAUUGGUCUUGGACCAGGAACCACUAACCGCAUGGUGCCGAAGCUCCCCACAACUCCCAUCAACAACAGGCCUUCAGCCACAGCAGUGGUGCCACAAAAACAGAAUGGGCUGAACUACUGGACUUCCAAAGUCCCCAUUAAGAUCAACACUCUAUCAAGAGAACAACUGGCUCUUCCUACGCACACAGCUCCUCGUACCAUCCCCCCUCCUCCCACCCCCAGCAUUGCACCAGUCAGCCCUAACACCCCUAGUUCUGCCAAAGUGGCCAGCCCUUCCACCCCAUGUGUAGCUAAAUCAAGCCCAACAGAAAGCAGCUUUCUGCCCCACUCAUCCAGCCGUAGACCACGCACUCAUUUGUCCUGCCUACAACUGUCCAUUCUGCAGUCAUGUUACGAGACCUGUGCCCAUCCCAACGCCAUGGAGUGCGAGGCAAUUGGCACUGAGCUCAACCUGCCGCUCAAGGUGGUGCAGAUUUGGUUCCAAAACACAAGAGCGAAGGAGAAGCGCUGGAGGCUGCAGCAGGAGAAAAUGUCUCCUCUUUCAGGCGGGAAGGUAGACAUGAGCUCAGGAAGCUACCUGCAGUACAGCGCUCUCAAAGCCAAUCGACCCAUCCUGCCCAAGCCUGUUCAGCUAAUGGUUACCGAACCUCCAGCUUCCCCAGUGCCCGGUCAGCCGGUGCCAAAGGAGACCCUGACGGGGCGCUGUGAUGCUUGCAACGUCUCAUUUGAAUCCCGGGCUGCAGCAAGGGCCCACGUCUUCUCUCCGCGUCACCUGGCAACCCUGAGAACCACUAACUUUGGCCAGCCGACGGCGCUCGUCAACAAGAGCGGAACCAGCAGUGCUGCUCUUUCCACUACUGUAACCAGCUCUGGCGGUGGUUCUGAAGGGGAGAUAAUAAUCGAGUUGCCUCCAGCGAUGGCCACCAGCAACAGUUAAAGACUCAGAUCAGGAUUGGUCUGCACACUGACUAUUGUUGGACCCAUUUGGGCUCCUCAGAUUUUAAUAAACAGAUUUGAGCACUAAUCCUCAAAAACUAA